CCAUGCAAUUACAUUUCCGAGCACCCCACUCUCUUCAGCUUCACCAAAACCCUCCUACUAAAAAUGGCUGCAACCUUUGCCACCGCUUCAACCGUCGUAGGCCUUGGCACCUCGUCCUUGUCAUCCCCUUCUCGGCUCUCCGCCGCUAAGACCACACGCCUCACUUCAGGUUUUGUGAGGUCUUCUGUGGGUGUUAGGAAUCCUCUGAGGCAGGCUGGUGCAUCGGGAGGAAAGUUUACUUGUUUUGAGAGGGAUUGGCUGCGCACGGAUCUGAAUGUAAUUGGAUUUGGGUUAAUCGGAUGGUUGGCGCCAUCCAGCAUUCCUGCAAUCGACGGCAAGAGUUUGACGGGGCUUUUCUUUGAAAGCAUUGGAACGGAGCUCGCCCACUUCCCCACCCCUCCUGCUCUCACUUCUCAGUUCUGGUUGUGGUUGAUUACGUGGCACUUUGGACUGUUCGUCGUGCUUACUUUUGGGCAAAUUGGGUUCAAGGGAAGGACCGAUGAGUACUUUUGAAGUCUCUCUCUCUGUGUACCCACCAAACCUGUCUAAUCUAUUUAUGAUUUCAACUACCUUUUCCCUUU
Molecule: messenger RNA, 581 nt
Organism: Corylus avellana
Lineage: Eukaryota; Viridiplantae; Streptophyta; Magnoliopsida; Fagales; Betulaceae
Gene: PSAO
Product: photosystem I subunit O
Source: RefSeq, a predicted model, not a curated record